GAGAAAGGAGAAGCGCGCUUUGGUUAAAGCGACUUUUAAAGUUUUGUCUUUGUUUCAACGCGAGCAAGAAGGAUAGAAUGAUGUGUUUAAAGCGCUCGAAUCAAAUUCAACCUCCGAGUCACGGUUUUAUUCGAAUAACACGGAAUUCAAAAAAUUCGAUCAUUAACUAAACUUUAUAUUAUAUUUAACGGACCGAACACUCGUUUUGCGCGUUCGCUCACAUACGCGGCUCGAAAGGGAUCGAAAAAUAGAGUAAAAGACAAGCGGCGACAUAUGGCAUGUUGCCGGAAUUUUUUAUGCAAUCGCGCGCAUGCGUUUUAAAUUUGUUUUAGGGAAAAUUUCUAAUGACGCGCGCACAUACGUAUAUUGCGCGUAUGUAUACUACACGUUGUUAUACAUGUUGUUGUCGUGCAUACAUUGUUGCACAAAGCGGCAAAUUUAAGUAAACAAUGAAAAUUUGAUAAUGAAGAAACUCCUCGUGUGCUUCGACAAAUAUGAAAGUUACUUGUAUAUUUUUGUGUGGUCAUACGCCGUCAUUUACUCCGUGUACGAAUUUUCUUUGACAAGAAAUUAUUUUGAUGAUUAUUACGACGAAUACGGAGAUUUCGAUUCCGGAUGGACGUGGAUCGGAAGAAAGCGAGAUAUUUCAGAUUUAGAGUGGCGUGUGUGGCUUGCGUUAGUAUGGAGACUGAUACCUUGUGUUCUUGUACAUAAUUUUGUUAGUCAGUACAUCAAAGUCAACAGCAGCAAAACUACAGUGUUAUGUUGUUGGUACAUUUUGUCAUCUCUAGCUUUUACCUGUUAUCACUUAGGUGUAUGGAGUAUGUUGUAUCUGAUUUUGCAUCCUACUUGUUUACAUAUACUGACAUGUGUAUGCGGCAAGAAUUUAAUAUGGUUUACACAUGUUUUAUAUCUGUUUGUAAUACACGUCUUAAAAAUACCUGAUGGUGCUUUCCAAACCUGGCUGGAGCUCAGUGACGAGCAACAUUGCACUUUGACAAUUGCAAUGUGUUGGACACAUUUAAGAAGUAUCAGUCACAAUAUAGAUAGCAAUGAAAAAUAUCACUUACACAGUUCAUACGGGUUUAUUCAGAAAUUAGCAUAUUGUCUAUACUUGCCUACAUUAUUUUUGGGACCACUUACUUUGUAUCAUGAAUUUGUAGACUCUAUUGAUAGAUCGCAUCAUUACUGGACUUGGAAAGAACUGCGAACAUUCGCAAUAAAUUUAAGUAGAUGCAUAUUUUGGUUGUAUCUCACUGAACUGUUGUUGCAUUUUGUUUACGUAAAUGCCAUACAAUAUCAUCCACAGGUUGUGCAAAAUUUGAAUCCUUGGGCAUUGUAUGGUUUAGGAUAUAGUAUGGGACAAUUUUUCCUAAAUAAAUAUGUGGUGAUAUAUGGAACUUGCGGUACUUUGAGUAAUCUAGAUAACAUUAAGGUGCCACCAAAACCGAAGUGCAUAGCUAGAAUUCAUUUGUAUUCCGACAUGUGGAAGCAUUUUGACAGAGGGUUGUACACAUUUCUUGUGAAAUAUAUUUAUAUUCCUAUACAAAAGGCAAACGUGUAUUGUGGAAGACUGAUUGCAUCAUUUUUAUGUUUCACGUUUGUCUUUCUAUGGCACGGAUUGGAACUGAAUAUUUUUACCUGGACAUUGUUCAAUUUUAUUGGACUAACAAUUGAAAGUAUAGGAAAAACAAUAGGUAGAAGCAAACAAUUUCGUGAGAUACAAAAUAUGUAUCUAUCUCCAAGAAAUUCCAAGAGACUUCAUUGCAUGUUAUCAAGUCCUCUUUUGGCAAUGUCAGCAAUAUCUAAUUUUUAUUUCUUUGGUGGACAAAUAAUCGGAGAUAUUUUUAUACAGAACAUACUUUAUGGUUCCUGGAAGGUUCUGCUAAGUCUACUAUGUUUUCUUUAUUGCUGCUGUCAAGUUUCUACGGACGUUAAAAGCUGGGAAUUGCACUGCCUCAGAAAAGCAUGAAGAAGAAAAAAAUGAAUGUGUAUGCUAGUUAAAAUUAAAAAUAUUGUAAAAAAACAAUUUCU
This is a messenger RNA of Pseudomyrmex gracilis, 2034 nucleotides long. It is a transcript of the gene rasp, whose product is annotated as protein-cysteine N-palmitoyltransferase HHAT. Bases 464 to 1972 code for a protein of 502 amino acids. NCBI's taxonomy places the organism in Eukaryota, Metazoa, Arthropoda, Insecta, Hymenoptera, Formicidae. The record is from RefSeq and is a predicted model, not a curated record. Gene Ontology annotation, cellular component: endoplasmic reticulum. Gene Ontology annotation, biological process: protein palmitoylation. Gene Ontology annotation, molecular function: palmitoyltransferase activity. The transcript has 7 exons.